This is a messenger RNA of Dreissena polymorpha, 9952 nucleotides long. Its product is annotated as protein PTHB1-like. Gene Ontology annotation, cellular component: BBSome; membrane. NCBI's taxonomy places the organism in Eukaryota, Metazoa, Mollusca, Bivalvia, Myida, Dreissenidae. Bases 162 to 2984 code for a protein of 940 amino acids. Gene Ontology annotation, biological process: cilium assembly. The transcript is spliced from 24 exons. The record is from RefSeq and is a predicted model, not a curated record.
AUUUGCGCAUGCGUACUUACCAAAAAUAAUUUCUGCGGUCGAAAUCUUGGUAUCAUCCCGCAAUUUCGACUUCGAUUUUCUCCCAUGAUAAAAAUGAUUCUUUGAUAUACAAGGACAGAUAUAUCAACCCCUGAGAGGCUGGUGAGGCAGGCUGAUGUGAGAUGUCGCUGUUCAAGGCACGGGACUGGUGGUCCACAUCUGUCGGAGAGGAAGAGGAGUUUGACCAGGGCUGUCUCUGUGUGGCAAAUGUGGACAACAACUCUGAUGAACUAGAUAAAAUAGUUAUAGGUAGUUACCAUGGAAUUGUGCGUAUUUUCAACCCCAAACCUACAAAGACUGACGAAGGCUGGAGUGGAUUCCGUCCUGGAGAUGUCCUACUGGAGUCUCCCUUGGGGCACCCAGUACUUCAAAUAGAGGCCGGGAAAUUUGUCUCAGGAUCUGAUAAACUUCAUUUGGCAAUUCUACAUCCCAGAAAAUUGUCAGUAUACAAUGUUGCAGCCAUGAGUGGAGCUGUUGAACAUGGAACACAGUAUCAAAUGACACUAGCUUAUGAACACAAGCUUCAAAGAACAGCCUACAACUUCUGUUUUGGACCUUUUGGACAAGUGAAAGGCAGGGAUUUCAUCUGUGUACAGUCCAUGGAUGGCACGGUGUCCAUCUUUGAGCAGGAGAGUUUUGCCUUCACACGGUUCCUUCCCGGAGCCCUGUUGCCCGGCCCCAUCCGGUACCUGCCCAGACUUGACAGCUUUGUGACCGUGUCAUCGUCAUGGCAACUGGAGUGCUACAAGUACCAAGUAUUGGCAGUGGCCACUGACUCCAAAUCAAGAGAAGAGUCCCAGAAUGUCAAGUCAGGCAAGAAAGUUGUGCCUGAUUGGUGCUUCAACCUGGGUGAGCAGGCACUAGACCUUUCUGUGGUCACAUAUCAGACUGCCCCUCCAUCCAUCGUUGUACUCGGGGAGAGAAGUCUGUUUUGCCUAACAGAGACCGGCCAGUUAAGAUAUAUGAAGAAAUUUGACUACGAUGUCAGCUGUUUUACACCGUAUGCUUCAAUAACUGAGGGCACAAUCAACUACCUACUUGCAUCCCACACCCACACCUUGAUGAUAUUCCAAGACGUAGCCAUGAAAUGGGCCGCUAAACUGGACCAAGUGCCCAUCAUGGUGCGUGUAGGAAACUUCAGUGAUCUGAAGGGGGUGAUAGUGACCCUGAGUGACACAGGGAGGGUGGGGUGCUCCUACCUGGGCACUGACCCGGCACUGUUCAUCCCUCCCCCUGUUGAGGCCAGGGACCUGAACUACGGGGACAUGGACCGGGAGAUGAUCCAGCUACAGAAGGUCAUAAAGGAACAACAGGCCAAAUCUGCAAUAAUGCCGAACUUGACUGGAAAAGAGGAGGAUUUAACCAUCAAUGUCCAUGUUUCACCCAACUUGGAUGAUGUCUCGAUGGCCUCAGGUGUAGAAAUUGAUGGUGAACAAGUUCCAUCCAUUACUGUCAGGAUCCAGUUGAAGUCUCGGUUAAAGUUGGAGGAUGUACGACUCAACAUUCAUGUACAGUGGCCCCUGGCUGCAAACCUUACAUCUUUCAAGAUACACACAGUUGAUACUGGUCAGCCUUCGGAGUCGUUCUGUGCGUUCUUCAUCCGAGGCAAGGCCCUGCCUUCUGACCUAUCAGCUCAUGUAUCAGCCAAGUACAUCAGUACUACAGGUGCUGUGAGGAUUGCUUCUGCUCAGAUAAAGCUUCCACUGAAGUUGAUUGUGAAGCCAGUGCUUCCAGUCAAGAACGCGGUCCACAAGAUCACCCUGGAUACCAACAAGCCACCAGCAAACUUGAAUGAUAUUUUCCCAGACUUGCUGGGUGACAAUGCAGGGGGUCAGGGGUUGGCUCUCGGUUUCCAGUAUUUCGGAGGACCUGUGGUCACUGUACUGGCUUCAAAAACAUCGAAUCGUUAUCGACUGCAGUGUGACCUAUUCGAAGGACUGUGGUAUGUAACCCGUGAGCUCGCGUUGCGCCUCACCAACCACUUCAACAAGGGCAAGGUCGGGGGCUUCAGUGUGUACUUCAGUGGCCAGGUCCCACUCAACGACUACUUUGACAUCAUUGAGACACAUUAUGAGCACAGGGUAAAUGCGGAGAAUUGCAAGGAGAUGCUGGCACAGCGCGCAGCCCAGUUCCGCGUGAUACAGCGCAGGCUGCUGACCAGAUUCAAGGACAAGACGCCAGCACCGCUACAGAACCUUGACACCCUGUUGGAGGGCACGUACAGACAGCUGAUCCACCUGGCUGAGACCAUACAGGAGAAUGACAUCCAUCUGGAGGUGGCCUCCAACGCGCUGUGCUGCGCCACGAACCUGUUCAACUUCAUCCUAAAGCUGUGGACCAACAUGUCUGAGGAGGAGUUUGCUGUGCUGCAGGCCAGUGUCACUCCAUUGGUAGUGGACACACUGGAGGCGGGCUGGGAGGAGACGGUGGAUGCCUCAGUGACCCACUUGCUGCGCACGACACUGGCCAAGUCAGCAAAGGAUCAGACCCUGAACCCCUCUCCACUGCGCCUACCUGAAGACACGAGUAAAGUGAAAAAGCACAUCGCUCUACUGUGUGACAAGCUUAGUAAAGGGGCACGACUCUUGGACGGACUGCCAACCAACAUGUCAGUAUCCCAAGGCGGCCAACUGAGUAAGCCUGAAAAGAAGAACAAAGUGUCCUCGACCCAGAAAACUGUGAUAGAGAACGGGGAUAUGGAGCACCAUGACAACGACGAUACGGAGACUCUAAUUGGCUCCCAGUUCAGCAUGGCUAAAAAUAGAGAUCGGGACAAUGUAAACAUGAAUGGACUGCCGAGCCUUUCAAAGCUUGGGCCACCCAAGAGACAGGAUCCUGACGGUGUUUAUGAGUCCAGGAAGAAAGACAAGAUAGACUCUCUGGUUCCUGACCUGGACGAGAUGACAUUUGAGGGACCCAACCUGCUACCUAUUGAAGACAACUAGUGACAAGUGGCUAGUGGGACUGUUUUUCAACAAGUCAAUUCUUCCCCAUUGUGACAUGUACAACCCAAGAAGAAGUGUAUCAUCAGCGUAGAAAUGAGGCUAUCAGACUGAUGGACUUGACAGAUUAUGAAAUCCACAUCUUUUUUUUUCUCCAUGAGAUUUGCUCUUAUUGAUCCACAUGAUUUACAUGAUUCAAUCAGACUCACAGAAGACAUGAACUUCAACAUUUUAGAAGCGAACAUGCUGAGUUUUAUCUGCUACCAAUCUUGUUUCUUUAUGUAAAGACACAGACUUACAACCAUUUUUGGCAAAGGCAGAGUGCGUAUAUCACUCCUAAAGACAUCCGGGGGAAAGAUUUCAUUGCUGAUGUCGACAUAUUGAAAUAGUUAUCAAUAAUUGGAUUCAGAUUCUGUGAUGUAAUAGGCUUGUGUCACCAUAGAAACUCGAAUAUAUUGUUCAAAUAAAGAAGUUGAAAGAAGUCUUAGUACACCAUAUUUUCUUGUUUGUUUUAAGACACGAUUGAAUCAUCACUAUUAAUUUUUCUUGAAAGUAUUAUGUAUGAGUGGUGCUCUGUGGGCGAAAAUGUUGUCCAAGAUUAGCCUGUGCAGUUCUAACAGGCUAAUUAGGGACCACACUUUCCGCUAUUAUGAUAUUUUUCGUUUAAAGACAGUCUCUUCUUAGCAAAAAUCCAAUUAAGGCAGAAAGUGGCGUCCCUGAUGAGCCUGUGAGGACUGCACAGGCUAAUCUUGGAUCACACUUUCUUUACAGGCAUUAAACCCCCUUUUCACAGAGCAUUGCCCAUAUGUUUCCAUCAGGGGUCAGGUAUACCGGUAUUUGAUUUUGGAUACAUAUGUCAAAUUUUCUUUGGAAAUUAAAGUUUUAUUUCUGUUUUAUGUAUAACAUGUUAAUUUGGCAUUUACUUGAUAAAAUUUGAAUGAUGGUCAGGCCAUUGAACAUUUAAAAUAAUGUUUAGAACUAUUAUUGAAGCAUAACGUUAGUGAUUGAAAGUUGAAAAAGUUUAAUUGCUGAAGUUCAUCACAAUUUUGUUCUCAUGUUUAACAAAAUUUUGAAAAUUUUGAAAUAAACUUUCUUUUCAUUAAUAAAUUCCUGUUUUGGUAAAUUAUCAUUUAUUAUAUAAAUCAAUAAGUUAAUGCAUAGUAAACAUAUUUUGAAUCUUGUUAUACAUUAUGGGAUAUUUUUUACCAAAGAUUAUUUUUCUGGUCAAUUUGCAUUUUUAAAUUUUUAUUUUAUUUUAACAAAAAUCUAUUGACACAGGAUGUUUUGGAUUAAUAAAGCAAUGUACCACAUUAAAUAAUUAUCUGUGUCUAUUUGUUUCCCCUGAUCGAAUGAUCGGGGGUAUAUUGUUUUUAGCCUGUCUGUCAUUCUGUCCCAAAACUUUAACCUUGGUCAUAACUUUUGCAAUAUUGAUGAUAGCAACUUGAUAUUUGGCAUACAUGUGUAUCCCAUGGAGCUUCACAUUUUGAGUGGUGAAAGGUCAAGGUAAUCUUCAAGGUCAAAGAUCAAAUAUAUGGAUUCAAAGCGGCGCAGUAGGGGGCAUUGCGUUUCGCAAACACAGCUCUUGUUUAAAUACAUGUUUUUGAUGUGUUAGUAUAUGCAUUCCAUGUUGUUUUACAGCAGAAUCAUAUCAUGAUGAGCUGUUCCGUAUUGUGACACCUCUUAUCUUGGAUGACAUAUGAACCAUACCAUGCGAAAAUGGGGCUUAUGCCAUAUGUGGCUAUGGUAGCUCUAGACAAGCCUAUUCUUAUCAUUCUGGUCACAAGCUACCUUGUCCGCAUAUAAAGUCAAACAAAGUUUCAUGGUCUCAGUAGCAGACAUGGUAACUCCAUACAAGAAUGCGCAUGCUAGCUGGUCAGAAGAUACCUGGGGCCACAUAUGGCAUAAGACCCAUUUUCACAUGAUAUGCCUGACAUGCACUAACUAGUCUGUAAAAAAAAUAAUCACCUGAUUGGUAAAAAGUGAAUGUACGAAAAAAGUGUUUUGAUGGCAUUUUGGGGGCACUAGUGAAACUAGUUUAACCCAUUUAUGCCUAGUGGACUCUCCCAUCCUUCUAAAUUGGAUCAAUUAAUUUCCAAAAUUAGGGAUGUCUAGUAUAUUUAUUUCUAUAUUUAUAUAGAAUAGCAUGAUGCGUCUCAUCAGGGUCUGCGCUGUUUGCUUAAAGGAAUUUCUGUAAGAAAUAUUCUAAAUAUAGAAAUAAAUAUACUAGACAUCCCAAUUUUUGGAAAUAAAUUGAUCCAAUUUAGAAGGAUGGGAGAGUCCACUAGGCAUAAAUGGGUUAAGCCCCUGUUUUCCCAGGCACAUUUGACUAACACAGAAUGGUACAGAGCAGGUUAUUGUACAUGUCUGUGUACUUCUCUGUAAUUCAUAAAGCAUGGGAAUGGAAUGUUGUAUCUGUUGUAGUGAUUGAACAUUCAACUGUGAUUGAAUACUGAACUGUUUUAUGAUUGAAUAUUUAACUGUUUUGUGAAAGGAUAUUCAACUGUUUUGUGAUUGAAUAUUCAACUGUUUUGUGAAUAUAUAUUCAACUGUUUUGUGAUUGGAUAUCCAACUGUUUUGUGAUUGGAUAUUCCAAUAAUUUUAAUAGGAUAUUCAAAUGUUUUGUGAUUGAAUAUUCAACUGUUUUGUGAUUGACUAUUCCACUGUUUUGUGAAUGGAUAUUCAACUGUUUUGUGAUUGGAAAUUCAACUGUUUUGUGAUUGGAUAUUCAAAUAUUUUUUACUAGGAUAUUCAAAUGUUUUGUGAUUGAAUAUUCAUCUGUUUUGUGACUGAAUAUUUAGAUGUUUUAUGAUUGAGUAUUCAACAGUUUUUUUAAUUAUUUGUAAUUGUAUCUUAUAAAUAAAUGUUCAUGUAAUAAGCUUUAUUAUUUAUUGUGUAUGAAUGCUUAUUUAUUCUGAUGAUGGAGUGUGAUUUAUGAUGACAUUUAAUGAGUGAUUAAUGAUGACAUUUUAUAAUCUUUAACUUGUUUGCAUUUGAAAGGUGUUAUGAAGUUGCUUUCAAAUUUAUGUACAUGUAUUUUAUUAACAUAUUUUGAAAUCUUUCAUAUUUGCAAGUCUGAGAAAUUAUGUCAUCCUAUGUGUGUAAUUAAGAUCUGUAUUUCUAGUUUAAAUUGAUUUGAUAUUGAUGAUCGUUUUGUUUUUUAAUUUAAUUUUUUUUUGUUAUUGACAAAUCUCAUCAACUGAAUCUAUCCAGUGUCAUUGUACUAUUUACAUUUUAUGUUUGUAAUAUUUUACUGACUGAAAUACAACAUAUAAGCCUGGCUCUGUGAUAAUGGGGUUUAAUGCAUGUGCAUACAGUGUCAUCCCAGAUAAGCCUUUGCAGUCUGCACAGGCUAAUCAGGGACAGCACUUUCCGAUUUAAUGAUACUUUUCGUUUAAAAAGUCUUUGUAAAGCAAAAAUUCAGUUUUGGUGGAAAGUGUUGUCGCUGAUUAGUCUGUGCGGACUGCACAGCAAAUCUACACAGGCAUGUGCGGACUGCACAGGCUUAUCUGGGACAACACUGUAGGCAUACGCAUUUAACCCCGUUUUCACAGAUUGAGGCUUAUAUAUUUUCAGCUUAUUUGUUUUUUUGCAUGACAGUUUUUCUUGUGUGUGCAUGAAAGCUGUUGUAAUCUUUAACAAUGUUCCGUCCAACUAUCCUUUGGGUAAAUGCCAUAUGAAGACAUCUCCAUUUGCAUUCCAUGGUGUAACACAUUAGUUGUGCAGUUUUAGUUUGUAUUAAAAUUAUGUGAAUAUAUUAGAAUAAUAAUGCAUUAAAUGCGCAUCAUAUUUUGCAUUUCCAUGUGUAAUGAUCUUGAAAAAUGUAAGGUUUAAUAAGCAUGUAAAUGUAAUGAAGGCGUGGUCAGAAUUGUUGCUAAUUCUUCCCUUGACAUUUUAUUUUAAGAAUUUCCUAGACUACAUUCGUGUACAUUGUUAUAUAAAAAUAGUGUUUAGAAAAUAAAUAAAUGAGCUGCACUCAGGCAAAACGGGGCUUAAUGAAUUUGGGUACAUAAUCGUCAUAAAGCAUAUUAAGCUGUGCAGUCUGCACAGGCUAAUCAGGUAUGAUUUUUCCGCCUUAACUGUACAAAAAAUAUCAUAAAAUCGGAAAGUGUCAUCCCUUAUUAUCCUGUGCGGACUGCACUGGCAAAUCAAGGACAACACUUAGCAUGCAUUAAACCUCAUUAUCUCAGAGCGUGCCUCAAUUAUGUAAGUGAUUGUUAUAAUGGUAUUCAUAGGACAUUUUGUUUGUCAUGUAUUCAUUCAACUGUACAUUCUUUUAUAUUUCAAACUUAUAAAACUAACAUGAUGUGGCUUUCAUUAUGUUCCUUCCGCGGUGUGUGCGAACGUUCCAUUGAAAAUGAAGUAGUUAUUAUAUAAGAAAUCAAAGUAGAUUGAUGUGUUUCCUAUAAGAUCUUUGUCUCAGCUAUUAUCAGAAUAUAUUAAAUACCUCUGAAGAUUAUGUUUUUAUUAUUUUUGAUUUUUUUUUAAAGAUAAAGAUAUUUAGUGUAAGUGAUAAUUAAUUGCUCAUGGUGAGCGAUGGGGUCUCUGUAGCUCGUUUGUCAUCCAAUCGUCAUGAAACUUUGCAAGAAUGUUCGUGUGGACAAUAUCCCUUUCAGUGCGGGAACCGAAUUUUAAAGGCCUUUGCAAACAGUUUGGAUCCAGAUGAGACGCCACAGAACGUGGCGUCUCAUCUGGAUCCAAACUGUUUGCUAUUCUGAUAGUAUUCUUUGAAAAAAAAAAAUGAAGAAAAGGCUAAUUUUACAACGACAUUUUAGCAGACGACAAAUUUCCCAGCAUGCAAAGGGUUAACUACGCUUUGUCUGAAUCUGGGUCUCUUCCAUCCGAAAACUAGGUCACCAGGUCAAACUAUUACACAAAAAAGUUUCACAUUCUAGAGUGCACAUGUAUGGCUCAAUCUUAUUUAAACGUGGUCGGAAUGUUAAUCAUGCACAUAGUUAAUCAACACUAGCAUCUGGGUCAUAUGCGUUAAAAAACAGGUUACCUGGUGAAAUUUAAUGAAAAACUUGUUACUACUCUGGAAGCCACGGAUAUUUCUUAACCCAUUCAUGCCUAGCGUCCUGAAAAAAGGACAAUGCAAACAGCGUAAACCCAGAUGAGACGCUGCAUGAUGCGGCGUCUCAUCUGGGUCUACGCUUUUUGCUUAAAGGAAUUUCUGUAAGAAUUGUUCUAAAUUUAGAAAUAAAUAUACUAGACAUCCCUAAUUUUGGAAAUAAAUUGAUCCAACUUAGAAGGAUGGAAGAGUCCACUAGGCAUUAAUGGGUUAAUCUGACGAAACUUGGUCAGAAUAGUCCUCUUGCCAAUAGUCAGGCCAAAUUAAAAUCUGGGUCAAGUGGGGUCAGAAAACUAGAUUACUGGGUCAAGUCUUGAACUAUUUGUGUACGUUGAAUUAAGGGGAAUGCUUACGCUUCAUCAUGACCCUCUUUUAUUACUAGAUGAUUUAAGUUUAAUAUGAUAUUGCAUGCAUAUUUGUAUGCCCCCCUUCGAAGAAGAGGGGGUAUAUUGCUUUGCACAUGUCGGUCUGUUGGUCCGUCUGUCGGUCUGUCCCCCAGGUGGUUUCCGGAUGAUAACUCAAGAACGCUUGGGCCUAGCAUCAUGAAACCUUAUAGGUACAUUGAUCAUGACUCACAGAUGACCCCUAUUGAUUUUGAGGUCACUAGGUCAAAGGUCACGGUGACCCGAAAUAGUAAAAUGGUUUCUGGAUGAUAACUCAAGAACGCUUAGGCCUAGGAUCAUGAAACUUGAUAGGUAGAUUGAUCAUGACUCGCAGAUGACCCCUAUUGAUUUUAAGGUCACUAGGUCAAGGUCACAGUGACCUGAAAUAGUAAAAUGGUUUCCGGAUGAAACUUCGUAGGUAGAUUGAUAAUGGCUGGCAGAUGACCCCUAUUGAUUUUCAGGUCACUAGGUCAAGGUCACGGUGACCCGAAAUGGUAAAAUGGUUUCCGGAUGAUAACUCAAGAACGCUUAUGCCUAGGAUCAUGAAACUUCAUAGGUACAUUGAUCAUGACUCGCAGAUGACCCCUAUUGAUUUUCAGGUCACUAGGUCAAAGGUCAAGGUGACCCAAAAUAGUAAAAUGGUUUCCGGAUGAUAACUCAAGAAAGCUUAUGCCUAGAAUCAUGAAACUUGAUAGGUAGAUUGAUCAUGACUCGCAGUUGACCCCUAUUGAUUUUCAGGUCACUAUAUCAAAGGUCAAGGUCACGGUGACCUGAAAUAGUAAAAUGGUUUCCGGAUGAUAACUCAAGAACGCGUAUGGCUACGAUCAUGAAACUUCAUAGGUACAUUGAACAUGACUCGCAGAUGACCCCUAUUGAUUUUGAGGUCACUAGGUCAAAGGUCAAGGUCAUGGUGACCCAAAAUAGUAAAAUGGUUUCCGGAUGAUAACUUAAGAACGCUUAUGCCUAGGAUCAUGAAACUUCAUAGGUACAUUGAUCAUAACUCGCAGAUGACCCCUAUCGAUUUUGAGGUCACUAGUUCAAAGGCCAAGUUCACGGUGACCAGAAAUAUUAAAAUGGUUUCCGGAUGAUAACUGAAGAACGCUUAUUCCCAGGAUCAUGAAACUUGAUAGGUAGAUUGAUCAUGACUUGCAGAUGACCCCUAUUGAUUUUCAGGUCACUAGGUCAAAGGUCACGGUGACCCGAAAUAGUAAAAUGGUUUCCGGAUGAUAGCUCAAGAACGCUUAAGGCUAGGAUCAUGAAACUUCAUAGGUACAUUGAUCAUGACUGGCAGAUGACCCCUAUAGAUUUUCAGGUCUCUAAGGUCAAAGGUCAAGGUCACAGUGACAAAAAACAUAUUCACACAAUGGCUGUGACUACAACGGAGAGCCCAUAUGGGGGGCAUGCAUGUUUUACAAACAGCCCUUGUUUUAAUUGGACUUAAUAUUUUUGGAGUACAAUUGAUUUCGUUUGAUUAUUGUUCAUUCUGCUGUAUUUUUCCUAUGAAAUAAAAUCACACUGUA